AUGCGGCAGAGAAUACCAAACUUGAAAUUCCUAGGCAAGUGCAUCGAAGUCCGUGCUAUGUGUCAAUUGUUACUUUUGUACAGAAACGACAAAGAAGAGUCGACCAGGGCUGGCCUGAACAAAAACCACGAGAAUUUGCAAAGUUUCAAUAAAGAGAGCUUCAAUCUCACCCAUGCAAUGAACUACAUUGCCUAUCGACAAGACUUUCACAUCGUCGUUCCUUCCAGUACGGACGCCUCCCAGUUCGCGGCGAUCUUGUCCCGGGCGCCAGAGGACGUCCCAUCGACACCUAGGGCCGGACCAUCUCGGCUCCCAACCAUCCCAGAAAUGUCGUGUAGCCGACGGCAAACAGUGAGUGUCGUGACAUCUCAAAGGACGGUUGAAGGACGCGCACGAUGUCGCGUCGUCCCUCUUGAUGACAAGACCAUGGAAAUGCCGAACGGACUAUCUCGGGAUGUCCAGGAUUAUAUGACAAUAAUGCCGCGAACCAUCAGCGCGAUUGUAACAUGUAUUUUUCUGUUCCACCCUACGCGCCACCGAUCUCUUAUGGCAAGAAAAUGCGCUACCCCCCUAUCAGCGUGGGAGACAUUGGGUUUUUCGACAGCGACGGUGGAUUCGACACGCAAUUUAACGCCCUGGACGACGCCAAGAAUAAAGAGGCCGAUUACAAAACUCUUGAAGGCUUUGUUGACUUCAUACAGCUUCUGA
Molecule: messenger RNA, 708 nt
Organism: Cyclocybe aegerita
Lineage: Eukaryota; Fungi; Basidiomycota; Agaricomycetes; Agaricales; Hemipholiotaceae
Source: the annotation of a GenBank genome assembly